AUGGAGCCUACACCUUCUUCUACUCAAGAGGAUACGCUUGCUGGUGAUUUAAACUAUAGUUCAAGUUCAAACCAUUAUGUGUCAUUUUCAACUCCUCCUCGCCAUUCCGUUCGUUGCCCUACAUUAACUUCCUUUCUUAAUCAGCUCAAUUUAUCGCAAUAUCAAGGUCUAUUCGUUGAUGCCGGAGUCGGAGAGAAUGACAUUGAACAGUUACUUGGAUUUGACGAAGCGGAACUCAAAGAAGUUAUGUCUGCAAUAUCUAUGAAGCCUUUUCAUUCUGCUGCGUUUAAAAAAGGUAUUAGAGAACUACGACAAAACUUUUCAUCAAAUACUCCAAUUUCAAUGACAGUCAAUACUUCUGCAGCUUCAAAAGAUGUAAUUAUACAUCAUGCGACUAUUUACGGAAAGAAUAGUCCAAGACAAUUGACUUCAUAUGAACAAGCCAUCAAUAGCGCAGCUAUUGAGUUAGCUCUUCAAGAUCCAACUUUAGUAGCUAACAAAGGAGCUUUAUUUGACAAGGCUAAAGCCAAACUGUUACUCGGAGGCUAUAGUUACAAACGUGGUGCGUCACGUUCAAAAUUAAAUCCGAAUGCCCCUAAACCGGGCUCGAGAGCAUCACGUGCAACUCUUCGUGCCAAGAGAAAUGCACACGCUGCUCAAAAUAGCGAAAACAGAAAUGCGAGAAUUGCAGAAUUAGAACGUAAAUUAAAAGUUAAAGAGACACAGUAUGAACUAGCUAUAGAACUUGUGAGAGUUAAAUCAACACAUAAUGAUUCUGAAGCUUUAGAAAAAGCACAAGUAUCAUUAGAAGAACUUGAAAAAGAGAGAAUUGAAAUUAAUAAAGAGCUGACUACUUUGAAAAGUAAAGAACGUAAGCAUCGAUGGUAUGAGCAAAAGAAAAAGGAAAGAAUGGAUUCUGGAUUUGACGAAGUUGAUGAAUCUUCAAAUAAUAAUAAUGGACAGCGGGAACCAGAACACGAGGAUUCUAUAAUAGAAGAUGUAGAAGAAUAA
Molecule: messenger RNA, 1011 nt
Organism: Rhizophagus irregularis DAOM 181602=DAOM 197198
Lineage: Eukaryota; Fungi; Glomeromycota; Glomeromycetes; Glomerales; Glomeraceae
Source: RefSeq, a predicted model, not a curated record